CUUUCACCCUUCUGCAUCCUACCGAAAUCAACAUCCUUUUAAAGAGGUAUCACAUUAGAUUGGACUUCGUUCUGUUCUUUUCUUUCCACUGUUUCUUCCUUUUUUCUCCUUCUGUUCUUCUGCAACUGUUUUCUUUAUUUAUUUUUUAUUUAUUUUAUUUCAUAAUCAUUACCUUCCCUGUCGCCCAGAAGGUCGCUCUUUUUUAAUGCAUUGAAUGUCAAAACAAAACGAUAUCAUCCUCAUUCCUUCAGAGACAGACACUGACGAACUAGAUGCAUCUUCCCAGCAUACAAAGACUCCUCUCGCUUCUAAAACGAAUGUGAUUCCGAUAUCUGAAACGCCUAGGCAAGAUGCACAUCUAGGAACGUUUGUUCACUCAGUUUUCACCUCUGCUUACUCAGACUCAGAUGACUUGCUUCCUAGCCCCAGAAAUGCUCUUGGCAUUACUUGCGAAUCUAACCCCGUUUCUACUCGUCCCCCUACGCUACCAUUCCCUUCUCCUCCCAAAAAAAUCCCUAACACUCCCUCGCAACCUCAUGAUCCCAUCGUUCUAUCCUCUUCUCCUCCGUCUGCCAUCUCUCAGCCAAGUCCUUUAUUUGCAUCUGCCCCACCUUCUAACCUACAGGUCAUCGAUAAUUUUCAAAAGGAAAAUGGAACUCUUGAGCUUGGAUCUUCCCCUUUGCAUAACAAAGCUGUACAUUCCGUAGCGCUCGCCGAUUCCCCACGUGACAAAGCGUCCUGUUUUAAAGAAACCAUUUUGGAUGCUUCCCACAACGCACUUCCUCAACCCGAUUCUCUUGAGAUAUUAUCCAACUCCCUUGACAGGUCUCUUCUCCACGAAAAAAAUUUACUGCAAUUCAGCUCCCUGUCUAACCGCUUUGCUGACUCGGGAAACGCAUCCGUUCACCAUUCAGAAGCUGAUACAAACCAAGUUACACGCUCCCCUCAACAAGCUCAUAAUGAUUCGAGCAUAUCUUUCGCCGAACAAACAGAUGUAGCUAAUGGGUUGGUGGGAUCGUCUGGAGGCUCUAACGUUGAAAGCACCAAACCUCCUUCCUCUUCUUCAAAACCCAAUCCUCUCAAAAAUGAUCAGGACGAACCACUCUUUGAAUUGCCUUCUGUGGAGUCAAUAUCUACAACAAUUUCUCGAAAGCGCGCUCUCGAUGCAUCCUCUGCUACUCCCGAUAAUCGACAUAAUUCAACAGACUCAACCCAGAGUAACGAUCUACAAAAACUAAAAAGACUGAAAAAAUAUUACUCAAGGAGUUUUCAAAGCUGUGUUAACGAUCACGAUAGCCGGGAGGCUCUCCAUAAUACCCUACGAAAAUCAAAAACUAUGGGAAAAGUUGGCUUGUCCAAAAAAAAGAUCGAUGAGGCCGAAAGAAAGAAGAAUAGAGAGUUACAGAGAAUUAACAAGGUAAAGAGGACUAAAGAAGACUGUUUAUCCGAAAUGAUUUUAAUUCUUGCUCAUGAAGAUUUGUUUUCCUUAUGGGGAGCUUCACUGUGUGAGUCUUUGAAACCCUUCUCUUGUGAGUUCAUAACUGCCAAAGAUCAGCUUAAAAGCACCGUGAUUUGGAAAAGAAAGGUCAACACUUACUUUGAUCAUUCAUCAAAUCGGUUCGAAUUCGUCACUGAACACAUACACAAUGAGCCAUUUUCACUUUAUCGGAUCCCCUGUUCCGAUUUCGUGACGAAAAUUGUUGAUAACAUAGUAGAUGAUUUUGUUAAAUCCUGCAAGCUUCAGUUUCCUAAAAGCAAACUCAUUUUCAUAUUAGAAGGCGUUAACAGUCAUUUCAAAAAUGUCAAGUCUGACAUUAAUCGUCAGUACGCUAACGCUGUAAACACAGGUACAAAACCCUUGCUUUUUGGUUCCCUUUCAAAAUAUCAGACGGUCACAAAAGAAGUACUGGAGAAUGAAGUAUGCAGGAUGAACGUUCAGCAUAAUGUUCUAUUGAACUAUUCCAAUGAUGAAAAAGAAACUGCCGACUGGAUUAAGUCUUUUACUUCUGACAUAGCUCUAUCACGAUAUAAACAAUCCUCCCACUUGUCUGCUAGAACUUCAUUAGCAGAAAUAGGACACGUAAAAUCAGCUGACCGAGUUGAGAAUACACUGAAUUUUAUGCUAAGGCAAAUACUGAGAGUUACCCCCAAUAUUUCGAAUGCUAUCUGCGAUCACUUUCCAUCCAUUCCCAAGCUGGUUCAAUAUUUAGAAGCAAAUGGUGAAGAAUCUUUGUCUAAUAUUAUGAUUGCUACUGCUGUGAGCGAGAGAAAUCUUGGAACAGCAUUAUCCCGUCGUAUAUACAAUACUUUUUUAGGCAGAAAAAGUGCAGAUGAUGCUCCAUAAAUACCAAUAUGCAUCUUAUUUGAUUUUUCUUUCUUUUCAGAAGUUUUACUAUUUAAUAAAUAAAUUCAUUGCUAGUUUUCUCAUAAUUUUCUCAUUUCUAACAACAUUAUCACAUCACAUAAACAUAUCAC
Schizosaccharomyces cryophilus OY26 is the source of this 2475-nucleotide messenger RNA. Its product is annotated as Holliday junction resolvase subunit Eme1. The transcript has 3 exons. Gene Ontology annotation, molecular function: nuclease activity; DNA binding. Gene Ontology annotation, biological process: double-strand break repair; mitotic intra-S DNA damage checkpoint signaling; resolution of meiotic recombination intermediates. Gene Ontology annotation, cellular component: nucleus; Holliday junction resolvase complex. The coding region runs from base 215 to 2344 and encodes 709 amino acids. NCBI's taxonomy places the organism in Eukaryota, Fungi, Ascomycota, Schizosaccharomycetes, Schizosaccharomycetales, Schizosaccharomycetaceae. The record is from RefSeq and is a predicted model, not a curated record.